Protomyces lactucae-debilis is the source of this 1040-nucleotide messenger RNA. RefSeq names its product histidine phosphatase superfamily. Gene Ontology annotation, cellular component: cytoplasm. The transcript has a single exon. The record is from RefSeq and is a predicted model, not a curated record. NCBI's taxonomy places the organism in Eukaryota, Fungi, Ascomycota, Taphrinomycetes, Taphrinales, Protomycetaceae. Bases 73 to 921 code for a protein of 282 amino acids. Gene Ontology annotation, molecular function: phosphatase activity.
AGCAGACAAACUACUUGAGCAGUACUUCAGCUGCUGUACUUGACCUGCUCAUGCCCAUCUAGCUGGCUUCUCAUGCCUUCUGCUCGUUAUCUAUUGCUUGUUGUUUCUCUCUUCUACUAUUCAGUCGCGCACCCGCUCCAGCGUACCUUCACUGCCACCUCAAAAUGCUCGCUGCGCUCCAACUUGACAGAUGCCUUCUUCACAGGCAACAGCAGCGCCGCACAGUUUGGCCUGCGUGAGGCAUCCACCUGGAUGUCACUUCUUGCAAAGCUCUCUGCAGAAGAAAGCUCAUCGGGUCAGCCACAUCGCCUCGUCUUGCUUGGGCGUCAUGGCCAAGGCUACCAUAAUGUUGCAGAGGCAAAGUAUGGUACAAAGGCAUGGGAUGACUAUUGGUCAAAGCAGAAUGGGUCUGGCGACGGACUCGUAUGGGGUCCAGAUGCCAAAUUGACAGAACAUGGGAAGAAGCAAGCGGCAAGACUGCAUUGUCGGCUCACUCACGAGGGCCCUGGAAUUGGUGCUUGGUAUGCAAGUCCCCUCAGUCGAGCCCUGGAAACAAGCUCCAUCUUGUCCGACAAGCAUAAUACGACCAUUCUCGAGGAUCUGAGAGAGGUAUCAGGCGUUCAUACCUGCGAUAUGCGAUCGACCAAGUCGCAGAUCAGCUCAAGGUUUCCUUGGGCCUUGGCAACAGGGUUGACUGAAGCAGAUGAAACUUGGCAGUCAGACAUACGGGAAUCUGACAAACACGUACAAGCGAGAGCUGAUGGCGUGGCACGGAUGCUGCUCAGUCAUUCAGCCCAAGUCAUCAGUGCCACGACACAUUCUGGAUUCAUUCGGAACUUUUUGAAGGCUGUCAAUCACAGAGAAACGCCCAUCGACACUGCAGGUCUGAUCCCUUUGGUAUUAACGUAUGACUGUUUAUAAAGGCGUAGCAAUUUUGCUACUUGUGUUCUUUCUUGAGAGCCAAGAGCUUCUCCACUGCAUCGUGCAGGGCAAGCUUGCUGGAUUCGUGCAUCUCCUUCUCAUGCUCCAACUCGCGGUCC